UUAGCAGGCUGACAUGUCUGACAGUCUGUCAAAAAAUUUACUCUCAAAUUCUUGUAAUUGAAAAAACCCCUUCCCCCAAAAAAACAUAAUGGAAAACUCAAAUUUCCCCAGAAAAUACUGCUUCGAUUGCGGUGACAACACUGUUAAGGAGAACUUAAAGGAGAGACUUUCCGCGAUGCGUGACGACCUGGGAGACCUAAAAAGGGAGUUAGAGAUCGAAAAAAAGUUCCUGCAGAUUAAAAAAGACGAAAUCUACGGCAAUUGCGGGUAUUUCUCGAAGAAUAUGAACGCGGAGGAUUCCAGGAUUCUGAUUCAUCCAGGGAGCAGCAGGUCGCAACGCAUUAGCGAACCGACGAGGGCUAGCAACCAACACAUUUCUCUGGAUAAGGGGGAACUAUUGAAAAUCCAGGGGCAGUGCGACAAGGAACUGGAAAACUUGCACAGUUACAUCCAUCAUUUGGGGGAAAUCCGGAAAAAUUGGGUGUCGUACAGCCAGAGAAGCCUUAACAUCACCCCCAAUAGUCAACAGCAGUACAGAAACAGCCGCGAAGAGAAACAGGAAAAACGUCAAAGUGGAAAAGUGUUUUAUGUCGAUGGAGACUUGCCGAUGUAAAAAAUGUAUUUUUGAGUGCCUGUAAUGUGAAUAAAAUUAUAUUUAUCACUA
Molecule: messenger RNA, 664 nt
Organism: Anthonomus grandis grandis
Lineage: Eukaryota; Metazoa; Arthropoda; Insecta; Coleoptera; Curculionidae
Exons: 3
Coding region: 89-613 (174 amino acids)
Source: RefSeq, a predicted model, not a curated record